This is a messenger RNA of Beta vulgaris subsp. vulgaris (sugar beet), 1312 nucleotides long. RefSeq names its product cytosolic sulfotransferase 12. Gene Ontology annotation, biological process: sulfation. Gene Ontology annotation, cellular component: cytoplasm. Gene Ontology annotation, molecular function: sulfotransferase activity. The record is from RefSeq and is a predicted model, not a curated record. Lineage: Eukaryota; Viridiplantae; Streptophyta; Magnoliopsida; Caryophyllales; Amaranthaceae.
AACUCUAUCAAGUGCUUCCAUCGAAAAGGCAAACCAAAAGUCAUUCCAAUGGCCACCAUUCAAUCACUUCUCCCUCAUGUAACUCCUUGUCGUCCCAAAUACUUGCAAGAGGACGAUAUAAGCCAAGAUUGCAAAGCCUUAAUUUUAACCUUACCCAAAGACCAAGGUUGGCUUAUAUGUAAUGUUUACCAAUACCAAGGGUUUUGGCACCCAAUUAGGCAGCUUCAAGGGGUGCUUACAUGCCAACGCCACUUCCAAGCUCGCGACACCGACCUCAUCCUCACCACUAGCCCAAAAUGCGGCACCACUUGGCUCAAAGCCUUAGCCUACGUGGUCGUAAACAGAAAAACCAAUCCCUUAGGAUGUGAUAACCAUCCAAUUCUCAUAAAUAAUCCUCAUGAGUUAGUACCUUUCUUAGAGCUCAAGGUCUUUGUUGAUAACCAAGUGCCUGACCUCACAAAUUUGCCCUCUCCUAGGGUUUUUUCGACGCAUUUACCCGUCGAGUCUCUACCGUUAUCCAUCAAGGAAACGGGUUGUAAAGUUGUAUACUUGGCUAGAGACCCAAAAGAUGCCUUCAUCUCAUUAUGGCACUUUGCUAAUAAACUUAGGCCUAAGGAUGGAGGAGAGAUCUCACUAGCAGAAGCAUUUGACAAGUUUUGCAAGGGAGUGAGCCUUUGUGGUCCUUUUUGGGAUCAUGUUUUAAGCUAUUGGAAGUAUAGCUUGGAUAACCCGCAAAAAGUGUAUUUCUUAACCUAUGAAGACUUGAAAAGGCAACCUAAGUUGCACUUAAAAAAGUUGCUGAGUUUGGGGUGUCCUUUUUCUGUAGAAGAGGAAAAUGAAGGUUUAGUUGAAGAUAUCCUCAAGUUGUGUAGCUUUGAUAACUUGAGCAAUUUGGAAGUGAAUAAGAACGGAAAAUUGUCUUCAGGAGAAGAAAAUAGGGCUUUUUUCCGAAAAGGUGAGGUUGGUGAUUGGGUUACUUAUUUCACUAAGGAGAUGAUUGAGCAAUUUAAUGAGAUUUCUGAGAAAAAAUUUCACCUUUGUGGCUUGAAAUUCUAGUUUGUUUUUUUUUUGUGUGAAGGUAGAUACACUCUGUGUAUCAUAUCAUAUUAUUGUCACGUACUUACUACUUAAAUAAAUUUCAUUGGUCGAUGUAGCACCGUCAUAAAGUGAUUUAGGAUCACUCUGGUGUGUCAUUGGUGUAGUGAGAUCAAUCAGGACGUGAAUUUUUUUAUUUUUUUUUCUUAUAUGGGUGAUAUUGUAAGAGAUUAUUCUACAACGCUUAAUGUUACCAAUCAGGACGUGUAUUAAACUA